This is a messenger RNA of Meira miltonrushii, 567 nucleotides long. RefSeq lists its product as uncharacterized. The coding region runs from base 1 to 567 and encodes 188 amino acids. The record is from RefSeq and is a predicted model, not a curated record. Lineage: Eukaryota; Fungi; Basidiomycota; Exobasidiomycetes; Exobasidiales; Brachybasidiaceae. The transcript is spliced from 3 exons.
AUGUAUUAUGAAGAAGACAUGAUCGAUUGGGGAGAUGGAUGGGAGGAUGAUGAAGAUGGAGAGAGAAUUCCCGUUUUGGCGCUGGACGGAACGAAAUCGGCUUCUUUGCACAAAAAGUGUGAAGAGGAGGCUUUAAACGCGCAUACAUCAGGCAACGAAUCACAAGCAGAAAGCUCUUGUGAUACUUUGACAAGUGCAAAUGAGCAGGAUGAUGACCAUACUGGAAAUGAUGAACAAAGCGAUCCGACUUCCUUUGAUGCUGUCGUGGAGGAAACAUGUAAGAACUCUUCACCAAAACAAGAACCUUCUUGGAGCGAUCCUAUUGAGUCUGAUUUGGUCGCACGAAUGACUUCUGGUCCUCCUCUUCGUCCUCGUAGAGACAAUGACGUAAGGCGACGCGAUAGAUCAAAAAGCCCAAGUCCAAACGCUCAACGUGCUUCCAGAUACAGUAUUCCACUACAGCCAGUCCAUUCACGCAAUCAUGGUCACUACAAUCCGCGAUUCUAUGUAGGUACAGUUCAACAACCUUCAAGUGGCUUCCAGAGCAUGUCAAAUGAGCUCUACUGA